AUGAAUAAUACCAAAGCUUUAAAGAAACAACUAAAUAUUAGAGGAGAUAAACAAUUUACAUAAGAUAUAAAUUAAAGCGAAAGUGAAGCUAAUCUAGAUUAGCAUCAAUUUAAUCUUAUAAGCGAUAAAGAUAAUUUUUUUGAAAAUUUUUAGUAGAGUUUAAAGCAAGUAAACAAAUAAUAGAUAUCUUAUUUUAUUUCUGAUAAAGCCCCUAUUUAUUUUGAUUAAGAAAUAAAGUAAAGUGAAUUAAAUAUUUCUAAUGCAUUGGCUUAAAAUGAGAGUUUUGAAUAAAAUAGAUAAUUUUAGUAAUAAAAUACAGGAAAUGUAAGAUUUUUAACUCCACAACCAACUGCUCAAAGCUCUACAAAUUAUGAAACUUUUUCUUAUCAUAUUGGCGAUUAAUUUAUAAACUUUCCUCAUUUUGUUACCAAUACUGAAACAAUCAAUAUCAAUAAAUAAAUAAAUAAAUAAAUAAAUAAAUAAAUAAAUAAAUAGAGUUAAAAACCUCUAUCUAACUAACACCAUUCUUGCUAAAGCAAUAAUAAUUUUAGUUAGCAAAAUAAAUAAUUCUAUUCUUACUAGUAUCAGUAAAUUUAAAACUGA
Messenger RNA from Tetrahymena thermophila SB210, 603 nucleotides. Its product is annotated as regulator of chromosome condensation (RCC1) protein, putative. NCBI's taxonomy places the organism in Eukaryota, Ciliophora, Oligohymenophorea, Hymenostomatida, Tetrahymenidae. The transcript is spliced from 2 exons. The record is from RefSeq and is a predicted model, not a curated record.